Trichogramma pretiosum is the source of this 594-nucleotide messenger RNA. RefSeq lists its product as uncharacterized. NCBI's taxonomy places the organism in Eukaryota, Metazoa, Arthropoda, Insecta, Hymenoptera, Trichogrammatidae. Bases 1 to 594 code for a protein of 197 amino acids. The record is from RefSeq and is a predicted model, not a curated record. The transcript has 2 exons.
AUGCCAAACUACACCAGAACCGAAAUUAAAGUUACUACACAAGCCUGGUUGAAAGAAGCAAAAAAACGAGUAGGCAGAGCAAUUGCCGGUCAAGUGCCAGCUGAUGANCUCAAUUCGCGGCCAUUGCAAGCGAUCAAUGACGAUCCAACGGAUCUCACGGCGCUGACACCCGCGCACUUUCUCAUUGGCACCGCAACAUGUACCAUACCUGAACCGUCGACGCUCGAUUUGUCCAUCUCCGGACUUUCUCGGCUACAGAUGCUGAGAAAUAUGUAUGAGCAUUUUUGGACGAGAUGGUCCUCGGAAUAUCUGCAGGCGCUACAACAUCGACCAAAGUGGCAGAAGAGCAACACCCAGAUUCGCGUCGGACAGUUAUGCGUGAUCCGAUCGGAAUUGACGCCGCCGUGCAAAUGGGCCCUCGCACGCAUAACUCAAGUUCACCCUGGAAAGGAUGGCCUGGUACGAGUGGUAUCAGUGAAAACUGCCACGUCUGUAUUCAAAAGACCUGUCACCAAACUUAGCAUUCUACCACCAGCAGAAGAUGAUUCGCCUAAUAUCGGCGAAGGCGGGCGGAAUGUUCCGGAUUGUGAAUGA